This is a messenger RNA of Gilbertella persicaria, 2319 nucleotides long. Its product is annotated as bacterial low temperature requirement A protein-domain-containing protein. The record is from RefSeq and is a predicted model, not a curated record. Bases 1 to 2319 code for a protein of 772 amino acids. Lineage: Eukaryota; Fungi; Mucoromycota; Mucoromycetes; Mucorales; Choanephoraceae. The transcript has 8 exons.
AUGUCUAGUCGAUAUCAAGGACCCAGUUUUGGCUUUAGUGCUCGAAAAGAUGGUCGGCAGAGACAGUCUAUUGCUUCCAAUGAUGAAUUUCUUAAUGUAGAUGAGGCAGCUCGAUCCAGAAUAAGCUCUGACAGUCAAAGAAGACCGUCUCAACAAAGUUACCAAAGUCGUGCAUUAUCAAAUAGAAGCCGUCAUUCUGAUGUUGAAGACGGUACUCGCUCCUUAAAUUUCCAUCAUCAUCAACAUCAACCCCAUUACACAAACCGCACUGAAGCCAUUGAACCUCUUCAUGAUCCUGCAGGAAAACCACUUCGUAGACAUGGCACAGAUACCAUUGGUGAUUUGCUCUUGCAUCCUCUCAAAGAACUUCAGCUUCAUCAUAAGCGUGCUGAAGCCUACAAAGUUGAAAAAAAAGCUUGGGAUGAAAAACAUCCUGAUUCAAUUGCAAAAGACAUUGAAACCCCAAAUGAAGUUGCCAUUGAAGAAGUGAAAACUAGAUUAAUUAUUCAUUUUAGACACUUAGUCAGUGAUCAUGACUUUAAAUUCACUGAAGAAUGUCUGGAUGCUCUUGAAAGACCUCUUGAUUUGACACCUGAAGAAAAAGAAAAGAUGAGAGGAUUUAAAGAUACUGACGAUUUGAUUGACUUUUUGGAAAAGACAAAGAGAGACUACUCUGUCAAGGUUCAUAAGACAGUGAACCUUAAAGUUGAAUUGUCUACCGCAAAAAAUGAAUUAGCUUCCGCCAAAAGUGAACUAUUCCACAAGUCUUCUAAAAGCUUUGAUUUAGGCAGUCGACAAAACACUACAGCGACAGCUAGUAGUGAUGGUAGUGCUAGCACGAGUGAUGAAAAGGCCCCGGGUACAACAAAAAUCGUCCAGGGACCUCAGAAAUCUGAUUCUGGUAACUUUACCAAUGAACCCACCGUACAGCAUCCUCAUGUCAACCGUUCCGAUGACGACUUAUUGAUUGACUUGAAUGACAAUAUCUAUAUCCAAGUUCAAUUUAUACCCAUGGUUCACCAUGAAGAAGAGAACCACAGAAGAGCCAUCUUUUUGUUGCCUGACCCUGACUUGUCUGAUGAGAUUGGUGAAGAAACCAAGGCCACCUGGACUGAACUUUUAGGUGAUGUGUUUUAUGUAGGUUGGUUAAGUCAGUUUACACAUUCUGUCGAGAUCAACAGUGUAGACAAUAUUGGUACGUAUGCUGCUUGGUUUGUCGUGAUGUGGUGGACAUGGUGUUCUAGUGCUUUAUAUUCUUCUCGAUACGAUAGAGGUGAUGUAGCGCACCAUGUCUAUAAGAUCAUUGAAUUGUGUGGUUUGAUUCUUAUGGCUGGCUCAAGUGACAAGGCACGAUUUGAAGGUUCUCCUAAAUGGUUUAUUAUUGGUUAUAUUAUCAUGAAGGCUGUCUUGUUACUUGAAUAUUCUAUCGUGUUUAUUGUAUCCAUCACUACUCACGUAAAAUCAUCCCGUCGUCCUUUGGGUGCUUAUGUUGUUGUAUCUGCAAUUUCCAUUGCCAUGUGGGGUGCCUCUCUUAUCUAUGUAACUGAGGAAACCAUGAAAAAGCGAUACGCACUUUGGUAUAGCAGUAUUGGUCUAGAAAUCUUGGUUCAUAUAUUUUUACAAAGUAAUAGUCGAGUUUCAUUAGCUGCUAGUCACUUGGGUGAAAGAUUCGGUCUGUUUACAUUGAUCAUUUUGGGUGAAAACUGUAUGGGUUUCAUCAAGAUGGUAGCUGGGGCAGACCCUACACCUAGUCUACUUGCUUGCAACUGUUUUGGUGUCGUGAUUAUCUUUUGCUACUUCUUUAUGUACUUUGAUGAUUUCACAGGUGAACUUAUGGAAAAGACACAGCUUAGUCAACUUUGGAUGUAUCUUCAUUUCCCUCUUCAUCUAUUCCAAGUGGCCUUUGGUAUUGCCUUAACAGAUGUGAUUGCACGCCAUAAUCUCAAACAAGAUACACCUGAAUUCCUUGCUCAAACAAAAGAAGAAUGUGCAGCCGCUAGUGCUAACCAUUCUACUGCAACAAGCGAACAUGCUACAACAACGAGCGAACAUUCUGUUGUUGAAAAUGCUCAUUAUGCGAUCUUUUCUGCCUCUGCAGAAGCUGCAUCAGGUGAAAGUGAACUGAACUGCGAUCCUUUGUUUAUUAUCAAAGCAUUUUGGAUCUCUGCAGGUUUGAUUUUAUGCUUAAAUGCAUUUAUCAAGCUGGUCAAUACACCUAUUCGACCAGUGACAACGUAUGCCAAUUUGAAUGCUUUGGGCAUGGUUUCUGUCAUGAUGUGUUGUUUGCUGUUCCAAUCCGCUGUCGAUUUAUUAGAUUAG